UGGAGCCGCCCCACCUGGGCAGCGGGCCCCGCCCCCGACUCCUCCUCCCGCCCCGGGCUGCGCGCCGGCACCUGCCGCGCUCGGCUCUGCUCCGCUCCGCCGCGGGAUGAGCGCGGCGCUGCAGCCGCCCGUGCGGGGAGCCGGCGGGAUGGAGCCGCUGCCGCUGGCCCUGGGGCUGGCCGCGCUGCUGGGUCUCUCUUCGGCGCUACUGGAAGUCAGAGUGGGACAAGCCUCUAUCUCUACGAUCCAAGGGCAGAGGGUGGUGUUGCCGAUCUGGUACACGAGCACCUCUCAGAGGAGUCCCUAUGUCUCGUGGGUCCUUGAGAGACCUGGAGCCAAUCGUUUGCAGAUACUGACGUACAUGGACGGGACGGUGAAAGUGCAGGAGACAUACCUGAAGAACCGGACUGGCUUUGCGCACCCCAUGCCUUCCUUCAAUAUUUCCAUUGCCAUUAACAACACCCAGGAAAUGGAUUCUGGCGAAUACAUGUGCACGGUCAACAUUCUGGACGAAGAUGCCAUCAACGGAAAAAAUAUUGGACUCAUCAACCUCACUGUUCUGGUUCCUCCAUCCCCCCCGACGUGCCAGAUCCAGGGGAAACCCUACCUUGGGGGCAACGUCACCAUGAGCUGCAAGUCAUCCUUCAGCAAGCCCAGCCCCAAGUACAGCUGGCAGCGCACUGCCCCCAACACCCAGGUCUUCUUCGCACCAGCCCAAGACCUCACAAGAGGGACCCUGAUGCUAACCAAUCUCUCCAAGGAGAUGUCUGGGAUGUACGUCUGUACGGCAGCAAAUGUGGCCGGCAGCUCCAAGUGCAACGUCACCCUGGAGGUGAAUUCACCGCUCAGUGCAGCCGUGAUCGCUGGAGCCGUGGUGGGGUCUCUCAUUGGAGUCGGCUUAAUUAUCUUGUUUGUUCUCCAAAUGUUCGUCUAUCGAAAGAAAAAGAAAGACCCGCAGGAGGAAAUGGCCAAUGAGAUCAAGGAAGAUGCUGUUGCUCCAAAGACACCUUCUUGGGCUAAAAGUUCCGGUUCUGACAUUGUCUCCAAAAAUGGUACCUUGUCGUCCGUGCACACGACCCGGGACCACAAACUGUACCCGUCCAAGCCCGCGUCAGACACAGCCUCCAUCACCACCGCCGCCGGCAGCACAGUGGGCUACAAACCUCCCUGUAGCCACCCGAGGAGCAGAACCCUAACGCCCACUCCCAGCUUGUCCAGCCAGAGCCUGCCCCUCUAUUUCCCACCAGGAAUGAACGGCAGCCAUUACCCCAGCACUGUGCCAAGCAAUAGGAACACUCUGCACAGGACGAAUGGGGCACAGCCGCAGGCCCCCCGGCAGGAGCCCACUGUCCCUCAAGGGCUUACCACCUCUACCCUUACCAGAAUGGGUGCGGUGCCAGUCAUGGUGCCUGCCCAGAGCCAAGCAGGGUCCCUGGUGUAAGCGUCCAGCAGCUUGGGUGCCCUCUGUAUGCUGGAGUGGCUGGGGAAAUGGCUAUUAAUCCCAAGCAAAGCAGACUGGAAACAUAGCGACCAAGCCACCUCCAAGCUCCUGUGCAUCAGGGCUGAGCAUGUGAGGGGGAGCCGUGCGCACGGCAUCACGCACAGACUGCGGGAGCUUCCCAGGGACAGGCUUCCUCAGAUACGCACCCUGCCAGCUCCCGGGGUUAUCCUUCCAAACUCCUUCCAGCCCCGGCCCACUCCCCCGAGAGCUAGGAGCCAGCCCGGGUCCCCUCCCUGUGGGGAGGCUGCUAGCCAGCAGACUGUUUAUUGAAGGAAUGCCGCUGCUUUUGGUGUUGCUAGUUCCUGCCGUGGACUUCAGCCCCUGCCGCUUCUUGUAGGACAGGGGUUUUCAACCUUUUUUCAGCUGCCGACCCCGAACAAAUUUCGGAUGGAGGCGUGGCCCCUUUGGAAAUUCAAACGGUGUUCUGCGGAUAUAGAUGUUGGAACAAUUUGUACAGUGCGGGGGGCUGAGAGCCACUGAACCAAAGUGUAGCCCUGUAAAUGAUGGAAACCACUUCAAGCCAGGGGGUGCGGCAGCCCCCCUCGCCCCCGUAGCUCCAGCACCUAUGUCCACAGACUCCUCCCAUAGAAGUCGUAGACUGCAAAGGGCCCUGGGCUUGCGUGGUAACAACAGCACGUCCGGGGUUUGACCUGUAGGUGUGGGUAUUCACAUUCUUUUGGUUGGUCACAAAAACAGAAUGCCUUUUCUGGGGUCCGGAACCUUGUUUUCAUCGUUACCUUUCGCGAUAGUCUGUGGGCCCCCAGGGGGCCGCGGACCGCAGGUUGAAAACCACUGUUGUAGGAAAAGCCCUGCUGAGAUCAGAUGGUCUGAACCCAUCCCAGGGAUUUCAGCGUCAGGUAGAACUGGAACCUGUAGACACAGAGCUGUCCUUCCCUCGGGCUGGCGCAGGGCAGGGCAAGGCUGAGCUGACCCCAGUUUAGGCUGGGUUAUUUCCAGCCUGAGGGAGCCAUAACCACAGGGCUUGAAAGAUCCACUUGCUAGUUGGGGGGAGAUGGGACUGCGUGGCCAAUGGUGUCUGUGGGAUUUAAGCUUCUGCUUCUGCCCUUGUGGCUGGACAGGGACCUCCCGCAUGCGACCCCACAUGGUGACGCUUUGGUAGUGCUUGGAGGGAGUUUACCCGUGGCUGGCGAAUGGUAUCCAUGAGGGGCGCAGAGAGUGGCCAUCGGCCUGCACCUUGCUUGGAGCAGCAGCCAUGGGGCUGAAGCGAGUUGCUGGGGGAGAGGUGACCUAGUGGAGAGUCCCCUUGGGCUAUGGGGUCGGGGGGGAGAGAGUGCCCCUUCCCUGUCACCAGCCAGUGGAGGUGCAGGGCCUUGAGGGAGGGCUGUGUGGACUCAAGGGCUUUGCCCUCCAGUCUUGCUGUGAAGACCUGCCCUCAUUCUGGGUCUCCCCGGGCUUGUAUCUGCAGCCUGGUGGCUGGUAGGUGUCGGGCUCUGCUUGCCCGGACUGACACCAUAGACCUGUUCUGCCUAGGCCAAGGGACCCUGCCCCAUCCCAUCGCCUGCUCUCUGAGUCCUCCAGAGCCGCCGGUUCCUGGUGUUGGGAGGCAGGCCGGAGUCUCCCCUGGGGUCUGUUCUCCUCCGCUGGGACUCUCAGUGGAGCUGCACUUUGUAAAGAUCCCCCAGGCUCCUGAACCCGAGGCCCGGCCCUGCCCUGGGUAACGGGGCCUCUGCGGCUUCCCUUCAGGAGAUGGUUGUGAGCAUGUGCUAUUCACCUGCGUGUAACACUCUAGAAUAACCUUAUAGCCUAAUAUCCUAACAACUGAUUUCUAAGGACGCCUUCAGCAUUUGAAAUCAUACUGUGCAAUUAUUAUUUUGAUUUAUUCAAUGGACUUCUUAAAUCUUGUGUAUUCGCUUUAUUUUUUGAUAACAUAAUUUAUUCCUGUAGAUACUAACCACUCUUCCAGCCUGGACCCUCUAAUCCGUCUCAUGCUGGCUGUUUCUAGAUGUCCAUCAGGCCCUUCUGUUGGGUGCGAUGGGGAGGCACUGAACGAUUAUUUUUCUGUACAAUUUCAAAAUGUAAUAUUUUUCAUAAGUGAUCAUUAAAAGUGUUCCUGUUUUUGUAUUUAAAA
Molecule: messenger RNA, 3590 nt
Organism: Chelonia mydas (Green sea turtle)
Lineage: Eukaryota; Metazoa; Chordata; Testudines; Cheloniidae
Gene: ESAM
Product: endothelial cell adhesion molecule
Exons: 7
Coding region: 107-1441 (444 amino acids)
Biological process (GO): homophilic cell-cell adhesion
Cellular component (GO): plasma membrane; adherens junction
Molecular function (GO): cell-cell adhesion mediator activity
Source: RefSeq, a predicted model, not a curated record